Molecule: messenger RNA, 4948 nt
Organism: Vollenhovia emeryi
Lineage: Eukaryota; Metazoa; Arthropoda; Insecta; Hymenoptera; Formicidae
Gene: stum
Product: protein stum-like
Exons: 8
Coding region: 350-3433 (1027 amino acids)
Biological process (GO): proprioception; taxis; sensory perception of mechanical stimulus
Cellular component (GO): sensory dendrite
Source: RefSeq, a predicted model, not a curated record
ACAGCUCGCUUUCGUCCCGGCGGGUGAGGCGAACGCAGAAAGAAAUGUACGCGAAAUUAGUUUAAACUUUUCCCCGUUGCGCGCGCGCACUCAAUCGAUCGGGAUGGUCGGGACGACCGUUUCUAUUUCUGCAACUGCGGUUUUCCAUCCGCCAGGCGGAACCGCAAUCCUGCGCUAUCACGAUUUUUAUCGAAAUAAAAAUUUCACCGCGCGUUUUCACGACGGUCACGCACUCUCUCUCUUUCUCAGUAGAGAUUUCUAUUCUUCGCAGGUGGGAGCAACGGCGGAUCUCGGCGUCCCCCUCACUUCGGCGACCUGCAUGAAGGGCACCAGAUAGGGCCUCGUAAGAAUGAGGCGGACCGAUCAUGACGGCCACGUCGCGCGGCAGGGUCCGCCGCCCUUCCGGGUGCUGGCCGUCCCCGACAACAUGUACUUGUCGCCGACGCCGCCCGCGGCGGCGCCGCCGCCCCCGCGCGCACCCGAACCUUACAAGGUCGCCCCGACGUCGACGUCCUUCGGCAGGGCGCACCGUCGUUCCAGCUUCGUGAUACUCGCCGAGUCUAGGCCGGCGAGUCCGGAAGCCGGCGAUGCGUCGUCCACCUUGCCGACAGGGAGAGUCUCGCCCUUCCGCGGACGUGGCUUCAAGGGCCCGCCCCCUCGCUCGAUGUCGAGGCCGCAGUCGCCGGAAGUCGCCGGGGACGGACGUCGACGUAGAGUCGAACGAAGGGUGUCGUUGUCGCAGCAGAACAGCCCCAGAAGGAGCCUGAUACCGCAGCCCACUUAUCGUCAGCGGUCCACCUCGUUGACGAAGGACAACGAGCGUUCGCCGUCGCCGAAGAUCGGUCGCCGAGUCACGAGGACGCGGCUGAACGUCUCGGACUCGCGGGGUCGAUUGAACGCGGCCGAUUCCAAGUCGCAGCUGAACGGCUCGAAGACGCGUCUGAACAAGCUCGACUCCCGGGGUCGCACGAACCUGGCCGAGGCUAAGACCCGCUUCAUCUCCAACUCCACCAGCAAUCUCAACGGUAACUCGACGACAACGCGCCGGCAGCCGAUGACGAAGGGCUCGACGCGGCUCUCGCCGAUCCAGGGCACUCCGACGAAGCCGGAGAAGACUCCUCGAUUGAACGUCAGAGGAAAGGACGCCGCGAGGCAAUCUCCCACGAAGACAACGAGAACGUCGUCGCAGAAGAACAACGUCGCCGCUGCUACUCGAAGGGAUGGUCAGAGUAAAAGUCCCAGUAAGGAUCGCCUUCUUUCGCCAUCGAGGAUUCCUCUGAAGGCGAGCAAGGCAAACGGCUCGUCGAGCACCGGCAGGUUCAUCUCGAUGCCCGAGCAGAACGCCGGCAAGACGGAAAGGUUUGCGAAAGAAGACAAAAAUGAUAAGAACCAAUCGGUCCAGAACGGCCGAUCCGAGUCGAACCCGAAGGAAAACGGGACAAACGGGAACUCCUCGAGCAACGCGGACGACGUGGACCUUAUAGAUCUUCUCAAGCAAACCUCGCAGGCGACCGGCACGUCCAGCGAACGUCUGGUGAACACCACGACGACCACGGCGGUGCAGCCGUUGCACAUCGACGCGAACACGCUUCUCGUGGAGCGCAGCGAUGGAUCAACGACGAAUCAGCAGAAGGAACGACUCGACGGGACGCUCAGGCCCUCGGUUUCCCCCGCGGCCAAGGGCGAGUCGCCGGUGUCGACGCCGACCGUAGCGUCAACGGGGCAGAAAUCCUCGCCGUUAACCGUAAAUCAGCCGGUCAAGGCAGGCCAAGCGAUUAAUCCUGGAAACGAUAAGAAAGACUCUCCCGUCGGCGCGGAGAAUAGCACCGGAGGACACUCGAAAAGCGGCAGCGUCGGUCAAUCCAUGAAAAGCGUCAGGGUGAACGAGGAAAGUUUAGUUCAGCGUUCCGGCAACCAGUCUUCUGCCAAUCAGCGUUCCGGCAGAAGUAGUCAGAAUGCUCGCGGCCCGAGGACAAGCGACGGGAAGACAUCGGAAGAGCCGGAAGCCGCUUCGGUGGCCUCGGCGGAGGUGAAGAGCGGCUCUGCGGGCAGCAAGACGACCGCGGGUCGCGACGCCACGGCGAACGAUAAGAUGCCGACGGUGAUGGAGAACGACUCGAAGGUGAAAGCGGUCGGGCAGGCGGAGACGACGAUGAGUAACGCGAUGGCGACGAACAACGUGGCGAGGAGCAACAAUAAUGUGAGUCCCGCGGUUGGUGCAGUGAACGCAGGUGUGAACAGUGAUGCUGUAGUACGAACGAGGAACGAGAAUCGCGGCAGCGACGCGUCCUUGAAGUCGUCCACCGGCGUGUCCACCAAUUCGAUCGAGAGCGUGAGGUCGACGGACACGGGAGUGAGCGUCAACACGGUCAGAGGGGUGUCCUCGCCGAGGGAGAAAACGGGCGUGCACACGGUGAAGCGGCCGCAGGAGAUCGAGACCCUCAGCGGCAACAUCGUCCGCGUCGAGCAGAACGGGGAGCCAGCUGUCCUGGCAUCCAACAACGAGAAGCAACGCGAUAGUGAAAAACUAUUGGCACGCUGGGGGAGGUCCUUGAGUCAAUACUGCAAGUGCUGCUCCGGUAUGAGGUGCCUCGCUUGCCGCAGGGAUCCCAAGGGUCUCUUGUGGACCAGGAAUCAAGGGAGGACGACGGUGAUCAACGAUAUCCCGCCGCCUGUUGCGACCCUCGAUGCGCCGCCGCCCGCAACGAGCGCGUUGUCGUGCUGGUCGAAAUUAAAGGCGCGGUGCAGAUGCGUCCGUUUACGAGAGAGACUGCGAGAGAUCAAGUGCUGCACCAGAAAAUCGAGGAUCGCUCCCUCCGAGCCUACCGCUUGCUGCCCGCCCGAGAGAAGAUGCGGUGCGAUCUGCCGUCGUGCGUUCGGCUGCUGCAAGUGCAGCUGCAAACGCGCGGACGCGCAGCAACGCGCAAGAAACACACGUGCCAAGCACAGUCUUACAAGCGUGGCGCCGCCGCCCCUGUCGGAGGAACCGAAGGCUAAGAUACCGGACGUCCUGGUGGAGCAUAAUUCCGUCAUGCGCGGCGCCAUCCCUUGCCUGCCGGUCCCUCUCGCCUGGUUUUGCCUAGUGUGGAACUUCCUACUGCCCGGCACUGGAACCGUUUGGAGCGGCCUGUUCAACCUGUGCACCGGACAGCCGAGGUUUUCCGCCGUAGCCGGAAUGAGAUCGCGGCUCGGUGCAUUGAUCGUCAAUCUCAUCGUGGGCGUGGGCCAACUGUUCACCGUUCUGUUCUGCUUCGUCGGAUGGGGCUGGAGCAUUUGGUGGGGCGUCACCAUGGUCCGCUUAGCUAGAAAGUACAAGCGAGUCAAGGAUUCAGAGGCCGCUAACAGCGAUCCUGAGGCCAGAGGGGGCGAGCCAGCUCCCUUGCCUCCCGGCGUGCCGAGUCAGGCCUUGCGAGGGAUGGAGAGGGCGCGAUGAUGCAUUUUUAAUGAAGAGGAGAGCGCGACCGUCCUCCGAUUAUCUAAAGAUAUUUUGUAUCUCGUUCGACAAGUCUUCGUAUAUUUUUCGCUUCAUAUCGGUCGUUCCGAAUUGAAGACUGUCGUUCGUACGAAAAAGGAAAAAAAAAUGUAUUGCCGCAAAUAUAAGUAUCUUGUACAAACGAUUAUAUAUUUGUGAAAACAAUUAGUCGAUAAGAACUUUUCUCGGCUGCGAUCGAGUCAUGACGGAGAGUGGAGGAUUAGUUGACAAAACACUUGCGACAGUAACAUGUCAAGCCGUACGAAAUAAGCUGGAGCUAAAAAAGCCUGUAAAUUAUUGAGACGACCUGGUACCUUUAUCUCGUGCCUUCUUUCCUUCCAUCAUUCAUUUCUCGCUAUUCUUAAAAGGAAGGAAAACCGUUUUAUCGCAGCUAAGUAAUAGAAUCUGUUAGUACAAGCCAGGAAUCUUAUAACGAAACUUUUUCUCUCGUGCGGCUUAGCAUGUUAUUGCAUCAAAGUCUUCAAUUCAAUGAGAAAUUUCUCGAAAGGAAGUAUCGCCGAGAUUCUCUUGCAGGAUGCUAGCAAAGUCUUUACUCUAUUUUUCCGAAGUCAGGAUUGCGAUGCUGAUAUUGCAUCGUAUACCUCGCAUCUUUUUAAAUUGUUACACCAUAUGUCGUAUUCCAUCUUGCGGAACAUUCUCGACAAAUAAUUGGCAUUAUUUCCUAACGGUUAUUAUUAAUUGGCGCAAAUAAAGUUAGAGAGGCACGGAGUUUUCUUAAGAAGACUCGAGAGAAUGUCUGGAAUUUCGCAACAAUUCUCCUGUGAGCGAAAAUUUUGUUCGCGAGCUGAAAUGAAGCUCGACGCUUCCCAUAAAAUGGACAGGGAGACGUGGCGAGCGUCCUGCACUUUUCUACGCAGCGAAAACUUUCGUUCUCGUCGACGAAAGGUUCGAUUUUUUUGUAAAGCUAGCGCUCGCGCGCGCGCGCGCGAAAAGUUCGUGGCCUAUCAGAAUCCAAAGACGUCCUUGAAGAUUAAUCGCUUUCAGUGAAAGCAUCUUUAACCGUGGCGUUCUUUCAAAAUGUACUCGUUGCGUCGAUGAGGAUGAUUUACGGGAAGCGGGAUCGCAUCCGGCGACGACGGUAAACGCCGCGACAUUGAAUUGGGAGUUCCGGUACGCGAGUAGACAUUAGACUUAUACAACGGGGUGGCUAAGCUCGGGGGAUCUUCGGGGCGGGAUUACCGCAAUCUCCGGAGACACGGUCCUUGAAGCGAUAUCGAUGGGAUAAUUACGUUUUGAAAAAACGCGCUUUAUAUUUUUACAAGCGCAACAUACACAUAUGCAACGAGUACUCGAGACUUACCCGUUUAGACUUAUACUUAUAAAACUCUUGUAAAUAUGAAAAUAUACAUUACUUACGUCAAUUUUUAAUGUAAACGCCUGCCUCUGGAAGUUCUUGCACUACCCCCACUUUCUCCCGUCCGCGGCUACUUUUCGCACAUGCGCCUUUACGCACGU